GUUGGUCUUGGCAGACAGACAGCAGUCCACCUACACACGUCCGUAGUUUGAGCUGUUCUUCUUGGGGAUUCCCCCGACGCGUAAUCUAGGGCAGUAUCAAUGCGCUUGUCGUCUGGCGAGAUCCUGCCAGUGUGGCCUCUCGCUCUUUUUUUUAAAAAAAUAUUACGAGUUACGUAAUUCACCUACGCAAAAUUACUUCAGCCAGGCACAGUUGAAAUAUGACUGAUCGUUGUAACCAGAAGAUUCCACAAGAGAAGAAAGAUGACAGCUGAAUUGUUCAAUUCAAAAAGGAAAAACUGUGGAAAAUUUUGCUUCGCCUUCCUCUGUAGCCUCGUUUUGUGCUGAUACGUAAAGAGCAAGAGGUCAUGCUUCGACGCUUUAAAUUCACAGUGGAGAUUCUCUUUUUUUCAGGGGUGGGUUUUAUAACUGAGCAUGGAAAGUGAGGAUGACAUCUACAUACUUGGAUCAGAAGAAGACGAGGUUGACUGGGGCAGUCACUUUUUCUCUCCUCCUUCCCCAUUUCGCGCUCAAACUGCUGACACAGGUUCACAUCACGCACUGCAGAAAGCAUAUUUGGAGUUGAAGAAACGCUUUAAUGAGACUUCUCUUCGUAAUCAAACGCUUCAGCAAAGGAUAAAUCAACUUGAGACACUCAGAGGCACUGGACUAAUCAACAUGAAUGAAGACAACAUGAGCUAUAGUGCUCAGGGUGGGGCAGCAAUGCCAGGAGCUGUUGAGGCACAGAUGGCUGCAGAAGAAGGUUUUGUGACUAUGCUUCAGCGAGACCUUUUAAGGCAGAAAGCACAGGUGCAGAGGUUGUCAACAAUAGAAGUAAAAUACCAGGAUGUUCUUCGUCAGAAUGAGAGCCUGAAGCAGCAACUGGCAAGUCUUUCUCAAGCUGUUAAUGAAAAGGGAGGUAAUUCAAGUAGCACCUCUGUCAUGCAGCUGUCGCAGCAACUUCGGGAGAUGCAAGACCGCCUCCUAGCAACUAUUCAUGAGAAAGAUGCUUUAGAACUAAAGCAUGCAAAACUUUUGGAAGAAAAAGAACAGGUUGUGAAGAGUAGAGAAGAACUCAAAGUAAAGUGCCAGAGUCUAGAGAUAGAAAAAGAGAGAAGCAGUAUGGAGGGCUCUUGUUUGAGCAAUUCUUUGCAGAAGGCAAACCAAAACUCAAGAUCCCCUAAGGCUCAGAGUUUACCCUGCUGCCAUCCACCAGAGCUUUAUUUAGAAGUGACCCACAUGAGAAAAGUCAUUGACAGUCUGAAGAAAAUGGUGCUGCAGCAAAGGCAGUGCCUUGUUGAAUUAGAAAGCAAGACUUCUUUUUCAUCUGUACGAUCUAGCAUGAGUCGUUCUGUGAAGGCUAUCUCUAAUGUUGAGUUAGACAUGAUGCCCAAUGGCAGCAGCAGGAACAGUGGAAGCGAGUCAAGUCAAAGCUGGGAGUUGGUGAAUGGUGUUCAGCAGCAUGCUGAGGAUGCUAAGUUGCUGCACCAAGCUUCCAGAACAUUACCUGAAAGAGUAUCAAGCAGAGUUGCUGCUGCAAGCAACUCUGUUCAAAAUGGAGGAUCUGCUAUCAGUAAUGCACCAUCCACCGGAGCUCAGCCAGUGCGAAGGGCCAGUACUGAGGUCAUUUAUAGGAAAACAGAGGGUGACAGUCUUCGCCAAAAGAAAGUUAAAACAGAAUACAUAAGAUCUUCACAGGAUUUAGCCAAUACACACCUUGCUAUCUGGAUGGACCAUCAUUCCCAGCAACAGACUGCAGCUACUGACCAUGGUGAUAUAACUUUGCCUGACACCAGUCCUGUUCCUAUUCGUGGACACUUGGCUGGUCAUCCCCAGCAGCAAUCUCAGCAGUGGGCCACUUUACUUAAAAAGGAUGCAGCAGAUGUGCCACAUUCAAGCACCGCUCCAUCACAACCCUUGCCUUCGCAAUUUGUUCAGAAUCCACCUGUUUACUAUAAUUUGGAACGCCAGAUGUCUCCCAUUCGAGAUUUGCCUUCAUCAUAUGACAAUGUCCCACCCACCAUCCCUUUUAACAGGGUGGCGAACACCAUCAACAUGGUGCGAAAUAGUGAUGGGACCUCUCUUCAUGUCCUGAACCAAAGUGUCAUGGCUGGUGCACGAGUUUUAAGGAACAGUGCAGAUGGCUUUGCAGGCAACAGAAGUAAUGCAUUGCCACCAGCAUCUGGAAUGACCCGUGGCUCUCCUCAUGAGCACUCUGAUUUGAGCUCGGGUCAAACUCAAACUCAUGCUGUUAAUUAUCCGUAUUUGCCAUCAGAGCCUGUAGCAAGCCAAACUAACACUACCAACAGAGCAGGUGCAGACAGAAAGUGCCCAGUGUGUGGUCAAGACUUUACCCACAUUAGCAUGGAUGAAUUCCAGACUCAUGUCUUUGAAUGCUUUGAUGAUGCCGAAGACACUUCAGCUCCAGAAACUUUGCAGCCCCAAAAGAACACAGAUUCAGAGGAUCGUGUGUGUCCAAUGUGUGAGAAAGAGUUUAAUGCGUCCUUCACACAGACUGCUUUUGAGCAGCAUGUAGAAAGUCAUUUUGAUGAUACAAUUGAUCGUUUUGAGUUGCUGGAUGUCACUCGUACAUAGAUCAUACCCCAUUCCCUUGAUGGGAAUAAGAAUAUAAUUAUGCUGUUGUAGGGUUAUAUGUUGCAUCCUGAAUCUUUAUUCUUUAAAGAUUGCUCUUAAAAGUUUUGGAAUAUUUCACAAUCAGAAAUAUUGUUUGCUGUACAUACAGGAAAUCAGCUAAAGGGCUUGUUUAUUGUGGGAUUAUAAAUUACUUAUCAGCUAUUUACAUCACUGCUGUUAAUAGCUAUAAGCAUGAGUCCUUGACAGUUCAAGUCUCUAAACACUUGAAAGUUCAUCUGUAAAGUGAGAGCAACAUUUCCGACAUAAGGAUUAUUGAGCAAGUAUUAAACAGUGUCUCUCAAAGUGAGCUGAUUAAAAAUAUGUCAUCAUCUGCAAUUCUGAUUCAUUAUAGGAUUUUGUACUAAAAACUUCUGAAGUGUGUGAUCAUUUUGUUGCAUAAAUAGAAUGGAAAACCUUACAGACGGAAGAAAAGAAAUGUGUGUUGUUGAGGUUUUUUUUCUUUUUUUGGUUUUGUUUUUUUAUUCUUUUCUUGAUGUGUAAUUUUGAGUAUCCUGGAUCAUGUUGCCUUUGCUGCUAUUGUAUCUUCUCUGUAGUCAUUAGCAGCACAAAAGAAGUACUGUGUGAAGAUUUUAAAGAUGAAGAAUGAAAUCAUUAUUUACAAUUGUAAAAAUAUCUUUGAAGUCACAUAAUCUCCCUAUUUAUUCAUUUACAUUAACUCAGCAUGAAUCAUAAAAAUGAAGCACCUUGUGUAUUGUGCUGAAUAUUAAAACAAAAAAUAAAAUUAGAAAGAAGGAGAAAAGGCGUAAACAGCUUAAAAGUACAUCUGAUCAUAUGUAUGAAGAGCUCAAAUGAGUGACGUACAUAUUUUUCCCCCUUCUUCGUGUUUUUCUUCCAGGCUCCAGACCAGAUUUUUUUAACUUGACUCUGAAGUAGAAAUAUAGGCCUUUAAAAAAAAGAUUAUGUAUGUGACAUGUAUAUUUUUACAUAGCUCAGCACUAUGGAACUAUGACAAAAGAUCUUUGUGGCUAUAUGCUGUCAUCAGAAUACUUCAUAGCUUAACUGUGCACUUCUCAGUUAUAGUUUGAGCUCAAAUUGUACUGGAAUACAGGGUAUACAGUAAGGUAUAGGUAAAGUAUUGUAGGUGUGUUUUUUUAUUUUUAAAAUUUCCCAAAUGCCUGUGCAAAAAUAGUGAUUUCAUUUGCUUUCUUGUCUGUUAAGUAAUUUGUGCUAUUGACAAGGGUCAGAUCUCAGAUGGUCCAUGAUUGGAACGAUGGAUCUUAGGUCAUUACAAGUUCUGAGAUAGAAUUAUCUUAGGAGUCCAGUAAGAGUCCAGUAAAAUGUGAUUUUUAUUUAGACAUUCUGUAAUGACUUUCAUGGCAUGAAACCUGCGUAAAUUGUGAGGAAUAAACUUCAUUGCAUUUCUUUUUGUGAAGCUGUACAGGAGCAACACUUUUGUUUUGUUUUUUUAUAUAAUUAUAGAAGGCGAAUCCUCCAGGGUUUUAGAUUGAAGACAGCGAACAGCAGUGAGAUUAGACUUGCUGUUCCACUCCAUGAGUGGAAUUGUCUAAAAGGUGGUGAAUGAGAAUAAUAAUAUUUUAGCACAGUUUCAGGUAUUAGCCAUUUUAAGUCAGUACUGUGGGUAAGAUGAUGAACUGGAUCCUUAAGUGCCACUUAUUUGAAAGAACUGUUAAGUUAGUAGUAAUACUUUAAGCUCAGAUCUUUAUGUAUGGGGUUUUAUAACAAACAAGCUUUAUGGAUUUGGGAGAGGUGCAUUAUCAUCCAUAAUAAGAAGACCCACUAUUACUUUAGAGAAGGGCCGCACUUUGAGACAUAUGCUGAAAAGUUAAUUAAGAUCACCUGGUGUUUAAUUGGAAUGUAUACACCUUGGUACUUAGAUGAGAAGCAAACAAUGAGUGGACCUCACAAUGGGUGCUAGACCUAGACACUCCAGAAAAUACUGUUGUGAGACAAUGAUGUUUGUUGUAUUUAUUUUGUAAUCAGCAUUCAGUGAACAAAGGCAAUUAUCAUAUUUGUGGGUUCUAGGUAGAUACCAUUGAUACUUGGUCUUCUGUCUCUCAGGUGUGUGUGAGAGAGAUUUUUUUUUAAGUAUGGGAGUAUGCAGAUGUACUUAAAAUUCCACAUUCAAAUGGUAAAUCGCUGUACAUAUUAAAAUUUGAGAUUUCAAGUAUACACUUGACAUGAAAUUUUCUGUGGAGUGGCCUGAUGUUUCCAGAAUUCACAAAGCACAUUUACAUUUGGCAAAUGUGAUAAAUACACCAGCAGCUUUUCUGGUGUGUAACAAUGUAUACAGACAUGUCACAAGAAUUUCUAGCUGGAUGCCGAUAAAUCAGUUUCGUAGUUAAAAAGAAAUUUGAAUUCAUUAUUUUUGGGGUUGGUUGUUCCCUUCAUUUCUUCGUUUCCCGUUGUCAUAAAGCUCUUUAAUUUAAAGCAUGUCAUUUUCACCCAUGCAAACAGUUUUGUUUACUCACACUUGAUCAAAUAAAACAGAAUUGAGUGUCAUUAA
This is a messenger RNA of Pomacea canaliculata, 5116 nucleotides long. RefSeq lists its product as uncharacterized. The transcript has 6 exons. NCBI's taxonomy places the organism in Eukaryota, Metazoa, Mollusca, Gastropoda, Architaenioglossa, Ampullariidae. The coding region runs from base 433 to 2592 and encodes 719 amino acids. The record is from RefSeq and is a predicted model, not a curated record.